AUGGAAGCAGCCCGGCGUGACUCAUCAGUGGGAGAUGGCACGGGCCGCGGCGCGAGCACCUCUGGUAUCGCCAUUGCGAACGAAAAUUUAACGAGGGUAGUAAAACAGGAGCGACAAAGGAUGAGCACGGCAGACUAUCAAGUGACCGAACGCACGGCAGAGGCACUGGCUCCGGCGUGCGGCACUGGCAAGGCUCCGUGCAUCAUGAGCGCGUCCACCACG
Molecule: messenger RNA, 222 nt
Organism: Iphiclides podalirius (scarce swallowtail)
Lineage: Eukaryota; Metazoa; Arthropoda; Insecta; Lepidoptera; Papilionidae
Source: the annotation of a GenBank genome assembly